Protopolystoma xenopodis is the source of this 429-nucleotide messenger RNA. The record is from the annotation of a GenBank genome assembly. Lineage: Eukaryota; Metazoa; Platyhelminthes; Monogenea; Polystomatidea; Polystomatidae.
AUGUGUUCACUAAUAAAUGUUCGCAUACACUGCAUCAGAUCCGAAGAGCGACGUAUGAAACCAGCUUCGCAUCGGACUGAGUUGCCGCCAAGCCAUAUAUCUUUCAUUCAAGCGACUGGGCAACCAGACCUCAUCCGGACAGCCUCCUGUCUCCUACGAAGUGGAAUCGACUCGACCGCCUCUCCUUCUGCACCUACUGCCGUAUCUAGGACGCCAUCUUCUAUGGUCACCACUACUUCACCCAUAAAACAUCACAACGCAUUCGCUGAAAAUAUGUUACUUGGCGCUGAUGUGACGAAUGCGAAAACAAAGGAAUGUCUGAACAAGGUUGAGCAGGGGCAGCUGAAGAAAGAUGGUGAAAAUACAGAAACUGGAAGUGAAAGGAAAGGAGAAAAGACAAUGGCAAGGCACUUUCAUGGUCAGCCUUGA